Molecule: messenger RNA, 1916 nt
Organism: Prosopis cineraria
Lineage: Eukaryota; Viridiplantae; Streptophyta; Magnoliopsida; Fabales; Fabaceae
Product: UDP-glycosyltransferase 92A1-like
Exons: 2
Coding region: 200-1696 (498 amino acids)
Molecular function (GO): UDP-glycosyltransferase activity
Source: RefSeq, a predicted model, not a curated record
AAUUCACUUAAAGCUUUUGGUCAUUCAAAAGGCAACGAGAUAGCAUGCACAGGGAACGCACUUUAAAUGGCGGGUGGUGUGCGAGGCAAUGAAUCGUGGUUCGUCUGUUCAUGCGCACAGAUAUUUAUUCAAACUUCGUUUUUGUUGAAGCGUCUUCUGUAAACUCUUUCCCAUACCCCCACUGAACCGAGUUCCUAUAAUGGCAGAGCCUAAGCAAACGAAGAAGAAGAAGACGACGACGACGACAGAUCACAUCGUGAUGCUUCCUUUCAUGGCGCAUGGCCACCUCAUUCCCUUCCUCUCACUCGCAAAUCUCAUCCAUGAAAGAUCCAACCACACCGUCGUCGUCACAAUCGCCUCCACUCCACACAACAUCCAGUUCCUUAAAUCCACCAUUUCCGAAGAUGCCGUCGUCAACACCGAUGAUGAGAGCGAUCGGCGAUAUCGCAAAUUACGUUUCGCCGAGCUCGCGUUCAGUUCCGUCGACCAAAGCCUGCCGCCGGAUGUGGAGAACACAGAGAAGUUGCCUCCGUCGGAGAUCCCCAAACUUACUGUCGCAUCUCCGAGCCUUGAAGGUCCUCUUCGACGUCUGAUCUCUGAGAUCAGAGAAGAAGGAGACGAAGUUUUGUGUAUCGUAUCGGAUGUGUUCUUCGGGUGGGUCACUGAAGUUGCAAAGAGCGUAGGCACGAGAAACGUGACGUUCAGUACGGCUGGUGCGUAUGGGAUUCUGGCUUAUAUCUCUGUAUGGUGCAAUCUUCCUCACAAGAAAACUGACUCUGAAGAUUUCUGGGUUCCAGGGUUCCCAGAGAACUACAGAUUCCAUUGCUCUCAACUUCAUAAAUUCAUAAGAGAAGCUAAUGAAAGCGACGCAUGGUCUUCAUUCUUCCGUUCUCAGAUUUCACUCUCUGUAAAUUCUGAUGGUUGGAUCUGCAACACCAUUGAAGAAAUAGAGCCUUUAGGGCUUCAACUUCUGAGAAACUACAUUCAUCGUCAUCCUGUUUGGCCCAUAGGUCCUAUCUUCCCUCUUAAUAAUGAUUAUUCCAAUGCAAAGAAAUCAAGCAUAACCCUAGAAAGAUGCAUUGAGUGGCUAGACUCAAAAGAUCUAAAUUCCGUUCUGUACAUUUCCUUUGGAUCUCAGAACUCAAUCAGUGAAUCCCAGAUGAUGGCACUAGCAAUGGGGAUAGAAGAAAGUGAAAAAAAUUUCAUAUGGGUCAUACGACCACCUCUAGGGUUCGCCACUGUUGAUGAUGACGAACAACAAGCUUUCAGAUUAUCAGAAUCAUGGUUUUUGCCACAAGGGUUUGAAGAGCGAACUAGAAAAAAGGGUUUGCUAAUACGAAAUUGGGCUCCACAAUUGGAGAUUCUAUCACACAGAUCAAUAUGUGCAUUUCUGAGCCAUUGUGGAUGGAACUCUGUGCUUGAAAGCUUGAGCCAUGGAGUGCCAAUUAUUGGGUGGCCAAUUGCAGCGGAGCAGAGUUAUAACUCGAAGAUGUUAAUGGAGGAGAUGGGUGUGAGUGUAGAGAUUACGAGAACUGUGGAAACUACGGUUUCAGGGAAGGAGGUGAAGAAGGUGAUAGAGAUGGUUACGGAGCAAGAAGAAGGGAAAGGGAAGGAGAUGAAGAAGAGAGCUAUGGAAAUUGCAGAAGUAAUGAGGAAAGCUAAGGAAGAAAAUGGUGAAAAAAAGGAUCCUCAGUGAGAGCUAUGGAUGACUUUGUCAAAACCGUUUUAUCAUGGAAGUCAAAUGCGCUGUAAACUUAAGAAUGUUUGGGAGUUUAGAAUGGCAUAUGCAUGUACAGUAAAAUAAAAUGGACAGUGUGAGACAGAAUGGAAUGGAAUGAAAGAUCCUAGGGUAUGAGAGUUUUAUUAAGAAGAUGAAGCAAGAUAAAGCUUGAAUAAACUAGAAUAAUUAUCUUAAA